This is a messenger RNA of Cordyceps militaris CM01, 1674 nucleotides long. RefSeq names its product D-aminoacylase. The record is from RefSeq and is a predicted model, not a curated record. Bases 1 to 1674 code for a protein of 557 amino acids. The transcript is spliced from 6 exons. Lineage: Eukaryota; Fungi; Ascomycota; Sordariomycetes; Hypocreales; Cordycipitaceae. Gene Ontology annotation, molecular function: hydrolase activity, acting on carbon-nitrogen (but not peptide) bonds, in linear amides.
AUGGAGCCCAUCUUAUUUCUCUCCGCCACUGUCAUCACCGGCCAAGAAGAUGCCGCGCCCUUUGUCGCAGAUGUCUUGGUCAGCGAUGGCCUCAUUGCGCAGAUCGGCGACCCCGGCACCGUAGAGUCGGCGACGGCCCGGCGCAUCGACGCCCACGGACAGUUUUUGUCGCCCGGCUUCAUCGACAUGCAUGCACACUCGGACCUAUACCUCAUCACCAGCCCGGCGCACGAGGCCAAGAUUUCUCAAGGCUGCACGACCGAGGUUGUUGGCCAAGACGGCAUCUCAUACGCCCCCGUGCGCACAAAAGAGCAGAUGCGCGCCAUCCGCUCCCAAAUCGCCGGCUGGAACGGGAACCCCUCCGACGCCGAGUGCCAGACCACGCACAAGGACACGGGCCUCUUUGCCUGGCGCACCGUGGGCGAGUACCUCGACUGCCUGGAGCGCAACAGGACGGCGACCAACGUCGCCAUGCUCGUGCCGCAGGGCAACCUGCGCCUGCUGGCCUGCGGCCCCAACGACACCCCGGCCAGCCCGGAGCAGAUUCAGGACCAGGUUGUGCUUUUGCGGGAAGCAAUGGGUCAAGGAUCCAUUGGCAUGUCCAGCGGCCUCACGUACACGCCCGGCAUGUACGCCUCGACGUCGGAGCUCGCCGUCCUCUGCCAGGUUCUCGCCGCCGAGUACCCCGGCGCCUUUUACGCACCGCACCACCGCAGCUACGGCUUCAAAGCGCUCGAAAGCUACCAAGAAAUGAUCAACCUCGGCCAAGACACCGGCUGUCCCAUCCACCUGACACACGCCACGAUGAACUUUUCCGAAAACAAGGGCCGCGCGCCCGAGCUGCUGCGCAUGGUGGACGGCGCCCUCGGCGCCGGCGUCGACGUCACGCUCGACACCUACCCGUACCUGCCCGGGUGCACGACGCUCGCCGCGCUGCUGCCGAGCUGGGCCUCGGCGGGCGGCCCGGACGAGACGCUCAAGAGGCUGGGCGACGCGGCGCUGCGGGACAAGAUCCGCGUCGCCGUGGAAGUGACGGGGUGCGAUGGCGGGCAUGGUAUCCCGACGAAUUGGGAGGAGAUCCAGAUUGGGAGUACGCAGCACGCAUCGCUCGAGGGAUAUGCCGGUCGGAGGAUCGCCGAAGUGGCGCGGUCGCUGGGCACGCCCGCCAUGGAAGUGUUUUUUGACAUUCUGGUCAAGGACCGCCUUGCGACGAGCUGCUUGAUGCACAUUGGCGACGAGGACAAUGUGCGCGCCAUUAUGCAGCACGAGAAGCACAUGGGUGGCAGCGACGCCAUUCUGCACGGGGAAACGCUGCAUCCUCGCGCCUACGGCACAUUUACGCGGUACCUCGGCCACUACGCGCGCGACCUGGGCAUGUUUACCAUUCCGCAGAUGCUGGCGCACCUGACGUCGCGCCCGGCCAAGCGCCUCGGCGUGUAUCCGUUUCGCGGCCACGUGGGCGUCGGCUCCGCGGCGGAUCUGGUCCUGUUUGACCCGCGCACGAUCCGGGACAUGGCGACGUUUGAGCAGCCCAAGCGGACGAGCGAGGGCAUCCACUUUGUGCUCGUGAAUGGCGUCGUCGCCGUCGACGGGGGCCGGCUGACGGGGGCGAGAGGCGGACACGUGCUGCGGAGGAACAAGGACGGCAGCGUCGGGGCAACGUCUUCAGGAUAG